AGCCCAACAACCCCAACCCAAAAAAAAAAAAAGGGAGACCAACCUUUAUGCAUGGGUAUCAUCUUUUGCAUGAUGAGGCUAUGUAAAAUUAUAUAUUGGCUCAUCUUGCAUCCAGAUGGGGCCUCAUGAAUGGUAGAAUAGGCACUGUCUCUCAUUUCACCAUCUCUACUUUUGUUGAAAUAAUGAACCAGGAAAUAAUUUAAUUUCAUUUUCCUGUUUCCUUGGCAACUAUUUUGUUUGGUUGCUUUUUUUUUUUUUUUUUUUUUUUUUUGUGUUAAUAUAACCCCUUUUUUAAGCAAAAAAAGAGGCUAUAUAAAAUUAUUCCUUCACCUUUUAUUUUUAGUUUUUGUCCUUUUUAUUUUCUCAGAAAAAAAAAAAAAAGAAAAAAGGGGGGAAAAAAAAGUAGGUUCUGUCUUCUGCUGGUUUGAUUAGCCCAGCAGUGGCUAUUUAUGUUGAAAAUUGGUAUGCUUCAUAGAUUUAUUUUCAUUUGAUUAUUCCUUCACCAUGGCUUCCGCUUCCGAAGGGAUGGCUGUAGUGAUCAUGGGUGUCAGUGGUGCUGGAAAAACCACAAUAGGUGAGUUGCUAGCAAAAGAGACAAAUUGUAGGUUUAUUGACGCAGAUGAUUUCCAUCCCGUAUUAAACAAAGAAAAGAUGUGCAAUGGGAUCCCUCUUUCAGAUGAAGACCGGAUUCCUUGGCUUGAAAUGCUUCAGGAUGCCUUAAAAGAGAGCAUCGAAAACAAAAAAACUGUAAUUCUUGGAUGUUCAGCUCUGCAGAAACGGUACAGAGAAAUUCUAAGAUCUGGCGACCCUAAUUAUGAACUUGAAAGCUAUGCCAGUGUUGUGAAGUUUGUUCUCUUGGAUGCUGAUGUGGAGGUGCUUGCAGCUCGGCUAGAGAAGAGAGUUGCAGAAGGGAAACAUUUCAUGCCGGCCACACUUUUGCAAUCUCAGUUAGAUUUGCUUCAGAUCGAUGAUUGUGAAGGAAUACUGAAGGUUGAUGCUACUCUAAGUCCUCAAGUCAUAGUUAAGACUAUACAAGAUUUAAUUUUUAAAGUCAAAUAGAUAACCAUAUGUCUUUUACAAAGCUCUUAAAGAAUUUGUUUAGAACUGUGUUUGCUACCAUGAUAAUUGAAUGCCGGUUGAUUAUUGAAA
Messenger RNA from Ziziphus jujuba (common jujube), 1149 nucleotides. RefSeq names its product gluconokinase. Lineage: Eukaryota; Viridiplantae; Streptophyta; Magnoliopsida; Rosales; Rhamnaceae. The record is from RefSeq and is a predicted model, not a curated record. Gene Ontology annotation, cellular component: cytoplasm. Bases 505 to 1059 code for a protein of 184 amino acids. Gene Ontology annotation, molecular function: gluconokinase activity. The transcript is spliced from 4 exons.